Molecule: messenger RNA, 950 nt
Organism: Drosophila innubila
Lineage: Eukaryota; Metazoa; Arthropoda; Insecta; Diptera; Drosophilidae
Product: ribonuclease kappa
Exons: 3
Coding region: 109-396 (95 amino acids)
Molecular function (GO): RNA endonuclease activity
Source: RefSeq, a predicted model, not a curated record
CUGACAUUUGCUAGCUUCUGCGAAAAAAAGUCUGUUGACGAUAAAUCCAGUGUAAUUGGAAGAAAUUUUCAUCCUCGUCGAGCAGCACCGAAGAACGAAGCUAGCAAAAUGAAAAUCUGUGGUCCUAAGUGCUCCCUCUGCGGAUUGAUUAUCUCCGUUUGGGGAAUCGUGCAGUUGGUGCUCAUGGGGCUCUUCUUCUACAUACAUAGUGUGGCUCUGAUUGAGGAUUUGCCACUUGAGGAGAAGUACUCAAGCUUAGAUGCAUUUUAUACAGCUGCGAAUAAUGCAUACAAUCAGAAUGCAUACAACUGCUGGAUUGCGGCGUGUAUCUACGUAUUGACACUUUUGCUGUCUGCACAACAAUUCUACAUGAAUAGCAGAGUAACUGCCAACUAAAAUCCGUGCUUCAACUUCAAACUAUGAGCUGCUUGUCGAAGCUGAAUGCGAAUCCAUGAAACACAAAACAUACAAACAUAAUAGUAACGUGUGCAUUCAACGACGAUGGCACCAAAACCACACUUAGUAUUGAAUUGUUUUAUUUAAAGUUGAAGAAAUUUGUUUAUUUACUGUAUAAUAUCCCCAAAGUUUUGUUGCUAAUGUUUAAAUUGAAUUAAAUAUGAUAAUUAUUAAGUAAAAACUUCAUGUAUGUAUGUACGUAAUACAAUUGUUUGUUCAUAAUAAUCACAUUCCUUUGUUAGUUCGAUUAUUUUUAUUUAAUUGGUCGUACUCGUUAAUUAAAUGAAACCAACAAAAGCCAUCAAUAUGUAUCAAAACGAUCUGCCUCCAGUAAAAACAUCUCAAGCGUUAAUAAGUAUCUUUAUCUUCUUCAUGAAUGUAUUCUGUAUUCAAUGUCAAAGAAAGAGAAUAACUAUUCGUUAGCUUUGUAGUCUAUUUGGGAUGGUAAUACGAAACAAUAUUAAUGUAAAAUAAACUAAAAUUUCCAACAAAUA